This is a messenger RNA of Mycena citricolor, 364 nucleotides long. The record is from the annotation of a GenBank genome assembly. NCBI's taxonomy places the organism in Eukaryota, Fungi, Basidiomycota, Agaricomycetes, Agaricales, Mycenaceae.
UUAACUGUUUAACACAAACCACCGCUACCUACCAUCCACUCUGCAUCACAUUACCAUGUCGCACAUUACCACUUAUGAUCUCCCCGAGUCCAUCGCUCCGUCCUCCUCGACCUCGAGUGCCUCAUCCGACUGCUCGUCGAGCAGCACAAGCACCCUUCGAGACCGUCGAGGGGUGUCGCUGUGGAUAUCGUUCUCCGCCGUCUUCCCCGUCGCUCCCAAACCCAAGGGAGCGCUCGGCCCGACCGUGAAUAACAUCCCCCGUCGGCGGAAGCGCAGUAGUGUCGUGUCCAUCGACUCGCGGCCCGUGUCUGAGAACUCAUCGUCUCUUGACCGGGUCGACUACUUUGCGUGAGGGGUCGGGUCG